AUGUUGAGGCUUCCAGCACUAUCAAUGGCGGAUUACGGAGAGUGUCUGAAGCUAAAUGUUCCUGGACCAUCCAUAAGGCAAAGGCAGCCCUCGCGUGUUUCAUCAAUGAAGGGUGGGAUAUUAAUGAACCAGUCAGCGAAAUUCAGCCUCCUGUUCUUGGUUGGAGAUGAGCAAAUGACUAGCUGGCUUCUUGAUCAUGGAGCUAACCCGAACAAACGAUGCGAGAUUGACUGUACCCCUCUGUCCUAUGCUGUUCAGCUUGCCCCUAUUAGUGUCAUCUAG
Molecule: messenger RNA, 282 nt
Organism: Penicillium mononematosum
Lineage: Eukaryota; Fungi; Ascomycota; Eurotiomycetes; Eurotiales; Aspergillaceae
Exons: 2
Coding region: 1-282 (93 amino acids)
Source: RefSeq, a predicted model, not a curated record